GAACAGCACAAAUUUGGUUAACGGAAACAGGGCCAUUUCCACUGACAACAGAGUUUACUACAAUAACCUCUCAGCUUGCAUACACGCUUAGAGACACGCACAUCCCCCCCCACUUUCACGAACACCUACCUAUACUUAGUUAUAAUGGCAAUGUCUAUCACCGGCGUGUCUGCGCUACCCCGCGCUGCUAUGCAAGCUCCCAGAUUUCUGGGAGCUCAGCAGAGCCGCAAUAUGGCCACCCUGAAAGAGAUUAAGACGCGUUUGGUGUCGGUGACCAACAUUCAGAAGAUCACCAAGUCCAUGAAAAUGGUGUCCGCCGCAAAGUUCUCGCGCGCUGAGCGACAAAUGAAGGCUGGCAUGCCCUUCGCCCGUGGAGCGGCUGGUUUGUCCAAGGCUGCUGAGAUCACUGUUGAGGACGACUACCAGGGCCGUGUAAUUAUCUGCCUGUCAUCCGAUCGUGGUUUGUGUGGUGGUAUCCACUCGGCCAUUACCAAGGCUGUCAAGCCCGUUCUGAGCAAGGAUUCCGAGGCCAAGGUGUUUAUCUGGGGUGACAAGGUGCGCAUGCAGCUGCAACGUAUCUACCCCAAGAACAUCCAAGCACAUUUCGCCGAGAUCGGCAAGAGGCCCCCCGUCUUUGUGGAGGCGGCUGCCCUGGCUGACUAUGUGCUGAGCAGUGGUGUCGAGUGGAACAAGGGACAGGUGUACUACAACGAGUUCCUCUCGGCCAUCGCCUACGAGCCCACCUCCCUGACCAUCUUUAACCCCAGCAGCUUAAGCGAAAUGGAGAGCAUUGCCUCCAAGUACGAGGUUGACGAGGGCACCCUAGAGUCGUACGGUGAGUUCACGCUAGCCUCCACACUCUACGGAUCAAUGCUGAUCGCCCAGGCCGCUGAGCAGAGUGCUCGUAUGCAGGCUAUGGAGAACGCUACCUCCAACGCCGGAGAUAUGAUUGAGAAGCUUACUCUGCGAUACAAUCGUACCCGACAAGCCGUUAUCACCAACGAGCUUAUCGAGAUUAUCUCCGGAGCUGCCGCUGUUUAAGACGUCGGUGGCAUAUGUAUGUGCAUGCAUGACUCGAGUGCUGAGCUUGUGUGCAUCUGUUGGGGUGACCUAGUUAUGGGUUGCGAAUCCUUGGGCACCAUUCAUGGAUCAGUAUACCUUGACGAGUAUGUGGUACGAUUUAGUCAACGUGCCCACGGGGCCCAAUAGCCUACGUUUGAGAAUAAAGGUUCUGUACAGCAUGAGAACAUGUAAGUUAAUCCGCUUCUACUCCAUCUCAAAAGUCAAGCCAUUGCGUUUUCACGGUCUCCGAGUACUGUGCCCACUGUAUAUCGAUAUUACUUGCCCUACACUGCUGGAGACGAACAGGCGCCUAUGUGUCCAGAUGGUACACACCUGUGCUAUUUGAACCUUGUGGGUGUGUUUAUUAUAACAUACCAUUAAAAAACGGUCGAUUGUCGUGGAUGACAAGUAUGCCA
This is a messenger RNA of Sphaeroforma arctica JP610, 1478 nucleotides long. RefSeq lists its product as hypothetical. The transcript is spliced from 7 exons. NCBI's taxonomy places the organism in Eukaryota, Ichthyosporea, Ichthyophonida. Gene Ontology annotation, molecular function: proton-transporting ATP synthase activity, rotational mechanism. Gene Ontology annotation, biological process: proton motive force-driven ATP synthesis. The record is from RefSeq and is a predicted model, not a curated record. The coding region runs from base 145 to 1041 and encodes 298 amino acids.